This is a messenger RNA of Strongyloides ratti, 1260 nucleotides long. Its product is annotated as Aminotransferase, class I/classII domain and 2-amino-3-ketobutyrate coenzyme A ligase family and Pyridoxal phosphate-dependent transferase, major region, subdomain 1 and Pyridoxal phosphate-dependent transferase, major region, subdomain 2 and Pyridoxal phosphate-dependent transferase domain-containing protein. The record is from RefSeq and is a predicted model, not a curated record. The transcript has 3 exons. Lineage: Eukaryota; Metazoa; Nematoda; Chromadorea; Rhabditida; Strongyloididae. The coding region runs from base 1 to 1260 and encodes 419 amino acids. Gene Ontology annotation, biological process: biosynthetic process; L-threonine catabolic process. Gene Ontology annotation, molecular function: pyridoxal phosphate binding; glycine C-acetyltransferase activity.
AUGAAUAGUAGAAUAAUAUUUAAUAAAAUUUCUUUUAUAAGAAGUUGUUCAUCUAAAGCAAAAACUGAAUUAAAAGUUCAAUUACAGGAAGAACUACAAGUAAUUAAGAAUGCUGGAACAUAUAAACAUGAAAGAAUUAUUACCGGACCACAAGGAACAAUAAUCAAGACUAAAAAUAAUACAAAACCAUUAUUAAAUUUUUGUUCAAAUAAUUAUUUAGGUUUAUGUAGUCAUCCUGAUGUAAUUCAAGAAUCACAUAAUUAUAUCGAUAAAUAUGGUGCUGGUUUAGGAUCAGUAAGAUUUAUCUGUGGAACUUUAGACAUUCAUCAUCAACUUGAAAAAAAAAUUGCAAAAUUUCAUCAAAAAGAAGAUUCAAUUCUUUAUUCUUCUUGUUUUGAUGCAAAUGCUGGAAUUUUCGAAGUACUAACAUCUACGGAAGACGCCAUUGUUUCUGAUGAGUUAAAUCACGCAUCCAUUAUUGAUGGUAUAAGAUUAGCAAAAGCUAAAAAAUUUCGUUACAAACAUUUAGAUGUCAAUGAUUUAGAACAAAAAUUAAUUGAGGCAAGAAAUAAUGGUGUUAGAAGAAUUAUUAUAGCAACAGAUGGUGCAUAUUCAAUGGAUGGUGAUAUUGCUCCACUCAAAGAAAUAUGUGAUCUUGCUGAUAAAUAUAAAGCUUUGGUAUUUGUUGAUGAAUGUCAUGCUACAGGAUUUCUUGGAAAAACUGGUAGAGGAACUGAAGAAGCAUUAGGAAUUGGAUAUAAUCGUGUUGACAUAAUUAAUUCUACCCUUGGGAAAGCUGUUUCUGGAUCAAUGGGAGGAUACACUUGUGCAUCAUCAGAAAUUGUAGAGAUUCUUAGACAAAAAAGUAGACCAAGUUUAUUUAGUAAUGCUUUACCACCAAGUGUUAUUGGUAGUGCAUCAAAAGCAUUUGAUUUAUUAAUGGAUCCAAAAAAUAAUUUUACAAAAAAUUUACAAGCCAAUGUAACUCAUUUUAGAAAUGAGAUGAAAAAUGCAGGUUUUACUGUUUUAGGAAAUCCAUCACAUCCUAUUUGUCCAGUUCUUUUAAAAGAUGCUAAACUUGCUGGAGAAUUUGCAGAUAAAAUGCUUAAUGAAGGAAUAUAUGUUAUUGGUUUUUCAUUUCCAGUAGUUCCCAAAGGACAAGCUCGUAUUAGAGUUCAAAUUGGACCUCAUACAAUUGAUCAAAUCAAUUUAUGUAUAAAUGCAUUUAAAAAAAUUGGAAAAGAAUUAAAAGUAAUAUAA